Messenger RNA from Dictyostelium discoideum AX4, 558 nucleotides. It is a transcript of the gene comA, whose product is annotated as actin binding protein. The coding region runs from base 1 to 558 and encodes 185 amino acids. Gene Ontology annotation, cellular component: endomembrane system; cytoskeleton; Golgi membrane. NCBI's taxonomy places the organism in Eukaryota, Evosea, Eumycetozoa, Dictyosteliales, Dictyosteliaceae. The transcript is spliced from 3 exons. The record is from RefSeq and is a predicted model, not a curated record.
AUGGAAUUAUUAAGACAAGGUGAACACUUACAUUCAACCUCUAGAUCUACUUUAGAAUCAAAAUGCAGAAAAUAUAAACUUAUUAUGCAAAAUGAUGGUAAUUUAGUAUUAUAUAUUGGUAGUCUUAAAAGCCAAUCUGAUGAAUAUUGUUUAUGGUCUUCAGCUUCAUGUGGUAAGGGACAUGGUCCAUACAGACUUUCCAUGCAAGAAGAUGGAAAUCUUGUAAUUUAUGAUUCAAGAAAUUCUGCAAUAUGGGCUUCAGGAACUAUGGGUCAUGGAGUUAGAGGUCACUAUUCAAUGAAAUUAAGAUCAAGUGGUCAAAUUGUUGUUUAUGAUAAAUAUAAGCAAAUCUUAUACUCAUCAAAGCCUUGCACUAGAGACCACCUCCUUUCACUCCCUUGUGCCAAACCAUCAGGACAUCCACAAAGUGCUUAUCCACCACAACAACCUGGAUAUGGUUAUCCAGCUCAACCAGGUUACCCACCACAACCAGGCUACCCACCACAACAUGGUUAUCCACCACAACAUGGUUACCCACAACAACCAGGAUAUUAUUAA